GAACCGAUCGCUCGCAUCGCUCCCGGGACUCGAGAACUCGAACGCCGGACUUCGACUUCGCUUUCGACAUUCGAAAUCGAUUCGAAAUUCCUUUUACGCGGUUAAUUAUUGAACACACUUGAAGGGCGCCGGGCCCAUCAUAAGUUGUGGAAAUUACGACUUUAGCAUAUUGUGUUUGUGUGUUUUGUUGUCCAAAGACCAAAGUGUAAACAACCGAAAGACUUACGAGGAAUUCUUAAAACUCACAAGAAGAAUAACAAUCAAAAAAUGGGUCGCCUGUUCCAGUACAACCGCUUUGGCGCCACGGAUAACAUCCAGAAAAAUAUCAGCAAAAAGGAUACCCAGCAAAAGAACAAAAUGCUACGCAAUGCCAUCAAAUGUCCAGGAUACUCGGACAUCUAUGGUCAGUACAAUGAGGACUUGUCCUUCGAGAAGUGUCAACAAUGGAGCCACAAGCUGCAGUUCCCAGCCACUGCCACCGAAAUGGACAAACCUCUGGAACCGAUCCAGAGUCGCACGCACAAGGUCUAUGACAGCAUGAAGAACUUUCUGCAGCGCAAACUGUUCGCUCAGCCCUCGCACAAGGAGAGGGAGAUCCUGAGCGAGGAGGCCACCAGCGAUUAUGAUGAGCAGGACCUUCUCGACUCCUCGUACCAAGCCGACGCGGAGGAAGAAGAGGAGGAGGAACGCGAUGCGGAUUGCAGCUGCAGCUCCACUUCCGGCAGCUCAGCCACGCCCAAGAGAUCUCCCCAAAAGUCCCUGCUUUCACUCAACUGCUGGCAGAGCAGUCACCCAAGCAGUGACUCCAAUCCAGAGGAGGAGGAGGAUGAGGAUGACGAGGAGGACUCCGAUGCAGGAAUCUCCGACUGCUGUCAGCUGCUAGCUGAGAACUCCUCGAGUUCCAAUAGCAAACGACACAGGACACCACUGCCUCGAUAUAGCACCGCCAAUCAAAACUCUGAUGAGGACGAAGACGAUGAAGAGCCGGAGCUGCUGCAGUGUCCUUGGUAUCAGCCGAGGAUUACCUCCAAGGCGGCAGUGGAGCACCUACAAAAGGCCACGCCGGGCAGCUUCCUUCUGCGACGCAGUAAUCCCCGGCACUUUGAGCUUCUCCUGCGACUGGAGAGGAGUAACAAGGUCAAGACCUACCUGGUGCAGUCCACCCGGAAUCAGAUGUACCGCCUUAAAGGAGCCAAGAAGCAAUUCACCAGCCUAAAGGCUCUCAUCACCCAUCAUUCCGUGAUGGCGGAACAGCUGCCGCUGACCCUGGACAUGCCGCGGGAGCGUCAUGUGGUGAAACCGUCAUCGGUGCGCUAUGCCGAUGACUUUGAGCCACUGGAGUCCCUGCAGCUGCUGGGCAUCCUCAGGAGCCUGCAGGCCAGGAGCAUCGAGAUAUAGGAGUUAGUCAAUAAGCGGGGUCUACUGGGGCGGGCUAAGUAAUAUCGAACUGCAAAGGGAACGAUAGGUGAAAGUAAUUAGGGAUUUGUUUUUCUAUGGCUAAGUACGUUGUGAUAUGGCCGAGCAACCCCUCGGUUCUAGUUGUUAGUUAUUAUCAUAAGGCCACUACCCACUAAGCGACAUAUUGUGUAGAGGUAUAAGUUUUCUAUUACGAAUAAAAUCGAACAAUGGCACUUUGCAAAAACACAA
Molecule: messenger RNA, 1647 nt
Organism: Drosophila serrata
Lineage: Eukaryota; Metazoa; Arthropoda; Insecta; Diptera; Drosophilidae
Source: RefSeq, a predicted model, not a curated record